Capronia epimyces CBS 606.96 is the source of this 783-nucleotide messenger RNA. RefSeq lists its product as uncharacterized. The transcript is spliced from 2 exons. NCBI's taxonomy places the organism in Eukaryota, Fungi, Ascomycota, Eurotiomycetes, Chaetothyriales, Herpotrichiellaceae. The coding region runs from base 1 to 783 and encodes 260 amino acids. The record is from RefSeq and is a predicted model, not a curated record. Gene Ontology annotation, cellular component: mitochondrial inner membrane. Gene Ontology annotation, biological process: ubiquinone biosynthetic process. Gene Ontology annotation, molecular function: lipid binding.
AUGUCGAGUGCUUAUAUUCCCUCGACCACGCUACUCAAGGCCUUCCGCCUGGCCUCACCGACGAGGUGUCGUGGCUGCGUCCGCAACCCGCGCCCUCUCCCUCAGCUCCGACGAUCCUACUUUUCCAUCCAUCACCCCGAUCCGCCCCCAUAUCCCGAGACACACGACCGAAUCCUAUCCGCCGCGAUUCGACGCGUCCCCGAACACGGCUUCUCGGAGGAGGCAUUGGUGCUGGGCGCAAAAGAUGCAGGAUACCUCGAUGUGACGGUGCAGUUGUUUCGCCGGGGCGUCUUCGACCUCAUCAAAUACCACCUGAUCAAUCAACGACUCGCAUUAAAAGACAAUGUACAAUUCCCGGAAGGUGCAACACUGGGGCUGGGUGCCAAAGUCAAGACAUUGGCCAUGGCGCGGCUGAGAGCCAAUGCAGAUGUUAUACACCAGUGGCAGGGGGCACUAGGAUAUAUGUCGCUGCUGGAGAACAUCCCGGCCUCAUUGGAAGAACUCAACGCCCUGUCUGACGAAAUCUGGUAUCUUGCUGGCGACACUGCGGUCGAUUUCUCCUGGUAUACCAAACGAGCCUCACUAGCGGCCGUCUAUGCCAGCACGGAAAUGUUCAUGACGACAGACACCUCGAAGAACUUUGUCGCUACAGAAGAAUUCCUCGAUCGCAGGCUGAAAGGUGCACAGGUUGUAGGAGGCACUGUUGGUGGAUUGACGCACUACUUGGGAUUCUGGGCCGGUAAUAGCGUUAACCUAGCCCGCUCGUGGGGAAUGAAGGUAUAA